This is a messenger RNA of Nymphaea colorata (pocket water lily), 1098 nucleotides long. RefSeq names its product translocon-associated protein subunit alpha-like. Gene Ontology annotation, cellular component: endoplasmic reticulum membrane; endoplasmic reticulum. The transcript has 8 exons. NCBI's taxonomy places the organism in Eukaryota, Viridiplantae, Streptophyta, Magnoliopsida, Nymphaeales, Nymphaeaceae. The record is from RefSeq and is a predicted model, not a curated record. Bases 86 to 862 code for a protein of 258 amino acids.
UAGUGACUUGUGGGCGCGUCUUCUACCUUGUGCGGUGGCGGGUGGGUGAGGGUUUUGGAUCUGCAAAGGGGAGCAGACAGUAAACAUGGCAUCCGAUCGUCGUCUCUGCGCCUUCCUCGUUCUCGCCCUCUUUCUCUUCUCCUGUGCUUUCCUUCAAGUUGUCAGGUGUCAAGAAGAUCCUGAAACAGAUGUGAAUGAUGUCAUAGUGGGAGAUGAUGUUGGGAUUGUUGGUGAUGAUAUCCAAGAUGUAUCUGACAUUGUUUAUGGUUCUGCCCCUGGAGUGGAUGCAAAAUGUCUCUUCCCAAAGAAUCCUGGGCGACUUGUUCCAGCAGGAGAAGAAACUGAACUACUGGUUGGUUUGAGCAAUGGAGGUGAGGCAUCUUUGAAGGUUCAAGCCAUAAGUGCCAGUGUCCAUCUGCCCUUUGAUCAUAAACUAUUAGUGCAGAAUCUAACACUUCAGAGAUUUUUCAAUGCAUCAGUUCCACAUUCUGUUCAGGCUACGUUCCCAUAUAUAUUUGCUGUGAGCAAAUAUUUGCAGCCUGGAACAUUUGAUCUUGUGGGUACUAUUGUAUAUGAAGCAGAUGAGCAACAGUACAAUAGUGUAUUCUACAAUGGUACAAUUGAAGUCACUGAAUCUGGUGGUUUUCUUAGCGUCGAAUCCGUUUUCUUGGUUACACUUGGAAUUGCCCUUACUGGACUCUUGGGUCUUUGGAUAUAUGGUCAAAUACAGAACUUAUCCAAGAAAACCAAGAGGACAACAAAGGUGGAGGUUGGAACUGGAACUACUGAUGGUGUGCUGGAUGAAUGGUUGAAGGGAACAUCCUUUGAUCGGAGUCAGUCCAAGUCCAAGAAAAAGAAGUAGGAGAUAUGGUGGGCCGUUGGAGGAAAGGAUGUGCAAACAUCUAAUCUAUAAUGACCGGAUGGCUUCGUUUGGAGCUGGGACGAAAGGUAGCUAACAUGUUUCACGAGAGGAGCCAUUGUUUUUUUUAAAACAACUCUGAUUGCGGUUGGCGAUGUUGAGUUGAUUUGUACUUGCUAGUAGAUUGAUAUCAGGCUUACUUCCUGAGACACUGACAAAAAACAAUUUUGUUUCAUUUA